AUGGCAUUGCGGGUGGGAGCGAGCGAGAGGGAGAGGAGGCUUUCUGGGGAGAGCGCUAGGGGAGCGGCAGAAGGGGCGGGAAGUGGGGUGCGGACCCCUUGUUCCUCAGCCUCUCAGGACCCCUUGUCCCUCAGCCUCUCACAUCACUCCUUACUGCCUCCAUUGCUUCUGUUCCCACUUGGCUGUCUCUUCCCCGUCCCCUUCCCCCUAUGCGUGCCGUCCUACACUAGUAGUGUGGCGCGCGCAUGGCAUGGAGAGCUUGCCGCGCCCAGGGCAGCAAGAGGGGGUAGCAGCCCCACUGACCUCCUCCCCAGCAAGAAGGUCAGUACGGAGGUGACAAGAGGUGCAGGGCAGUGCACAGUGAGGGGCGCUGCAGUUACAGCAGCAGCGGUGGGGGGGAAAGAUGCGGAGAGGGGAGGCAAGGGUGGGCGGGGAGCAGUGGGGAGGGGCGCAGAUGAGGUGGUGAUGUUGGUUGGCAGUGCACACAGCAGUGCGGACGAGACGUUCAUGAAGAGGCGGAAGGGCGGCAAGCUGGCACGGUGGAAAGAGGAAGUGCGUGAGGCGGAGAAGGAGAAGGAGGAGCGGAGGCGGCGUCGCAUUGGCAAGGCGAGGGCGCGUCAGAAGUGGAGAGUGUCAUGGAAGGUGGGUUCGUGCGCGCCAGUGGUGCACGCCAGUGGUGCACGCCAGUGGUGCACGCCAGUGAUUCGGCGUGCAGGGGACAGUGCACAGUGCAGGGUUCGCGGCAGCAAGGGAGAGGCUGGCGAUGAGUAUGAGAGAGGUGCUUGGCAGUGCGUGCCAAGGGGAGGAAGGCAAGCUCAGGGGUGGGCGGGGGACAGUGUGGAGUGGAUGGCAACGAAUGGUGCGUGGAUUAGAGCAGGUGGAGUGCAUGGGUCAGGACAGGAGGGGCGGCUGGAGUUGCCAGUUGCAAGUCUAGGAGGCGAGAGCUGUGGAGGAGAGGAGACUGCCCAGGAGGCGAGAGCUGUGGAGGAGACUGCCCAGGAAGCACUCCAUAGCUCUCGCCUCUCGCCCUCGUCAGUUCUCCUCUCAAGCCCACAGUGGCCUCCUCUCGGUUUCACAACCUGUCUGUCCUAA
Closterium sp. NIES-65 is the source of this 1092-nucleotide messenger RNA. The record is from the annotation of a GenBank genome assembly. Lineage: Eukaryota; Viridiplantae; Streptophyta; Zygnematophyceae; Desmidiales; Closteriaceae.